Moneuplotes crassus is the source of this 434-nucleotide messenger RNA. NCBI's taxonomy places the organism in Eukaryota, Ciliophora, Spirotrichea, Euplotida, Euplotidae. The record is from the annotation of a GenBank genome assembly.
AUCUUUGACUCUGAAAUGUCAAACUAUCAAGCACGUAACCCAGAUCAUGCCAAGAGAAGGACCCAUGAUCACUCCAGGUCUCUUUCUAACGAAGAAGAUGAUAAUAGAAAGGAACGUAUCAGCUCUUGUAUCCAGACACUUAGUGAUUUAUGUUCACCUGAUUCCAUCCUCAGCAGUAUAGUGAUACCUACGUCAGCAGAAGAGAUUUCGCAGCUAUUAGAGGACCCAGAUUUUUACCAUAAAAUACAGAAAGAAUCCCAGAAAGAACUCGUCAAUUUUCAGAAAUAGCAUCGAAAAGUGCCUCAAUAGGAUUGAGUCCAAGGUAGCUGAUAGCUUCCAAGGGAUGAUGAACGCUAAGAAGAAGAGCAGAAAGUCCUUAGAUGACCUUAAAUCCCACAUGAAGAGUAAUGUGACUGAUAUCUUUAGUUAGCCUG